Tuber aestivum (summer truffle) is the source of this 447-nucleotide messenger RNA. Lineage: Eukaryota; Fungi; Ascomycota; Pezizomycetes; Pezizales; Tuberaceae. The record is from the annotation of a GenBank genome assembly.
AUGUACCGGCGAGAGCUGGAGGGUUGCGAGAAGAUCCUUGGACCUGACCACCCAGACACCCUAACUGGUAUCGGAAACCUUGCCGUUGUGCUAGAAUCUCAAGGGAAGUACGAUGAAUCAGAGGCGAUGAAUCGGCGUGCACUGAGAGGGCGUGAGAAGAUUCUUGGACCUGACCACCCAGACACCCUAACAAGUGUCGGAAACCUGGCCAGUGUGCUAGAAUCCCAAGAAAAGUACGGUGAAUCGGAAGCGAUGUACCGGCGAGAACUGGAGGGUUGCGAGAAGAUCCUUGGACCUGACCACCCAGACACCCUAACAAGUGUCAACAACCUAGCUAUUGUGCUACAAUCCCAAGAAAAAUACGAUGAAUCAGAGGCGAUGAAUCGGCGUGCAUUGGAGGGGCGCGAGAAUAUUCUUGGACUAGACCACCCAGACACCCUAACAAGU